Molecule: messenger RNA, 950 nt
Organism: Egretta garzetta (little egret)
Lineage: Eukaryota; Metazoa; Chordata; Aves; Pelecaniformes; Ardeidae
Gene: IL6R
Product: interleukin 6 receptor
Biological process (GO): cytokine-mediated signaling pathway
Cellular component (GO): external side of plasma membrane
Molecular function (GO): protein binding; cytokine receptor activity
Source: RefSeq, a predicted model, not a curated record
UGGUCUGCAUCAUGCCCGUCGUGGCCUUUCGCUUCCUCAAGCUGGACCUGAAACCCGAACUCUCGGACACGGUCCGCUACACUCAGCUGGUACGGAAGAAGCAGAAGACCCAGCACCGGUGCAUGCGGCGCGUGGGGCGCGUGGGUUCGCGCCGCUCCGGCUACGCCUUCUCCCACCAGGAGGGUUUCGGGGAGCUCAUCAUGUCGGGCAAGAACAUGCGGCUCAGCUCCCUGGCGCUCUCCAGCUUCGCCGCCCGCCCCAGCGUGGGUUGGAUCGAGACCCUGCGCAAGAAGAAGGGCAGCGACGUGUGCGAGUGGCCGCUGCGGGCGAAGCCAUCCCCGGGGACGCGGGCGAUGCUCUGGGUGAAGCGGAGGUUCGUGGCUGAGAACGCCACGGAGCAGCGGUGCCGCUACUUCUCCAAGGCACAGAAGUUUGUUUGCCGGGUGAAGGUGCCACCCGGCGCCGAUGACACCAAACCCCUCGUGGUGUCCACGUGCGUCAACAACGGUGCCGGCGGCUCGGCCGGCGAGGACAGGAUCAUCACCCUCAGCAGCGUCUUGAAGCCAGCCCCCCCCCUCAAUGUGACGGUGGAGGCGCUGGAGAAGGCGCCGCAGCGGCUGCGGGUCAACUGGUCCUACCCCUCGACCUGGGACCCCCGCUUCUACUGGCUCCGCUUCCAGGUCCGCUACCGCCCCGAGCCCACCCAGACCUUCACGCAGGUGGACCAGGUGAUGACGACAUGGCUGGACAUCCGUGACGCCUGGCGGGGGACGCGGCACGUGGUGCAGGUGCGGGCGCAGGAGGAGUUUGGCCACGGUGCAUGGAGCGGGUGGAGCCAGGAGGCGGUGGGCACCCCCUGGACAGAACCCAGGGACCUCAUCUCUGAAAUGGGACCCUUCAGCUCGCAGGGGGCACAGCCUGAGCCCCAGGGGGGACACGACACGCUCCCG